Molecule: messenger RNA, 450 nt
Organism: Paraglomus brasilianum
Lineage: Eukaryota; Fungi; Glomeromycota; Glomeromycetes; Paraglomerales; Paraglomeraceae
Source: the annotation of a GenBank genome assembly
AUGACAGAAUCUGUUGAUUUCGUUAAACUGACAACGGACCCACUUGAUCUUCAAGAAAUAGUGGACUUGGUUAAGGACAAUGGCGCGGGCGCAAUUUCCACGUUUUCGGGGACAACAAGGAAUACAUUCAAUGGCAAAACUGUGGUCCAGUUGGACUACGAAGCAUAUACGCCAAUGGCAAUCAAACUGUUAUCUUCUCUCAUUGUGACUGCCCGCUCUCAAUGGCUGAUUACGAAAGCAGCCAUCUAUCACCGACUCGGCACCGUACCAGUUGGCGAAACGAGCGUCAUAGUUGCAGUCUCGACUGUCCACAGAGAGGAAUCGUUUCGCGCUGUCGAGUUUCUGGUGAACGAGCUAAAGGCCAGCGUGCCCAUAUGGAAAAAAGAGAUAUACAGCGAUGGGAGUGUUUGGAAGGAAAAUGCCGAAUCGAAAAGAUGUUGCAGAUCAUGA